AUGGGCCGCCCCGGCCCUGAGCCGCGCAGCGCGGCCCUGCGCAGCCCCGCGCAGCCCCGCCGCGCCACGAGCGCCGUGGCCAUGUCCGGAGGGGCGAGCCCGGCCCCGGCCCCUGGGAGCCGCCGCUUCGUCUGUGUUGGUCCCCCUCGCCACGCCUCACGCCGGUUCCCGGUGUUCUCCGGUCCCCUCGCCGUGUCCCGCACCCACCCGCUCGCGGGGCUUCCCGUCCGCCUCGCCGUGCCCGCACCCCCGGUUCAGGGUGCUGCGAGCACCCCAAGCUCGCCGUGCCCGCACCCCCGGUUCAGGGUGCUGCGAGCACCCCAAGCUCACCGUGCCCGCACCCCCGGUUCAGGGUGCUGCGAGCACCCCAAGCUCCUCGCCGUGCCCGCACCCCCGGGCAGGGUGCUGACAGCACCCCAAGCUCCUCGCCGUGCCCGCACCCCCGGGCAGGGUGCUGCGAGCACCCCAAGCUCCUCGCCGUGCCCGCACCCCCGGUUCAGGGUGCUGCCAGCACCCCAAGCUCCUCGCCGUGCCCGCACCCCCGGUUCAGGGUGCCCCGAGCACCCCAAGCUCCUCGCCGUGCCCGCACCCCCAGUUCAGGGUGCUGCGAGCACCCCAAGCUCCUCGCCCUGCCCGCACCCCCAGUUCAGGGUGCUCCGAGCACCCCAAGCUCCUCACCGUGUCCCGCACCCCUGGUUCAGGGUGCUGCGAGCACCCCAAGCUCACCGUGCCCCGCACCCCCGGUUCAGGGUGCUGCGAGCACCCCAAGCUCCUCGCCGUGCCCGCACCCCCGGGCAGGGUGCUGCGAGCACCCCAAGCUCACCGUGCCCCACACCCCCGGGCAGGGUGCUGCGAGCACCCCAAGCUCCUCGCCGUGCCUGCACCCCCGGUUCAGGGUGCUGCCAGCACCCCAAGCUCCUCGCCGUGCCCGCACCCCCGGGCAGGGUGCUGCGAGCACCCCAAGCUGCUCGCCCUGCCCCCACCCCCAAGCCGGGUGCUGCGAGCACCCCAAGCUCCUCGCCGUGCCCGCACCCCCGGGCAGGGUGCUGCGAGCUCUCCUGAGACUCCUUGCGGUGCCCCACAUCCCUGGCCUAGGUCCUCCCCAGUCUCCUUGCGAUGUCCUGCAGCCUCAACCUUCUGGAGAAGCCCCGCACGCCUGGCCUGGGUCCUCCCCGCCCUUCCUCUCCAUGCCCCGCACCCCGUCGCCGUGCUUCCUGCCCCCUUUGCAAUGCCCCACAGCCCCGGUUCGGGUGCUCGGAACAUCCCUGAGCCCCCUUGCGAUG
Lonchura striata (white-rumped munia) is the source of this 1283-nucleotide messenger RNA. The record is from RefSeq and is a predicted model, not a curated record. NCBI's taxonomy places the organism in Eukaryota, Metazoa, Chordata, Aves, Passeriformes, Estrildidae.